This is a messenger RNA of Pyrgilauda ruficollis (rufous-necked snowfinch), 1123 nucleotides long. RefSeq names its product 8-oxoguanine DNA glycosylase (gene OGG1). Bases 26 to 1042 code for a protein of 338 amino acids. Gene Ontology annotation, molecular function: damaged DNA binding; 8-oxo-7,8-dihydroguanine DNA N-glycosylase activity. The transcript is spliced from 7 exons. Gene Ontology annotation, cellular component: nucleus. The record is from RefSeq and is a predicted model, not a curated record. Gene Ontology annotation, biological process: base-excision repair, AP site formation; base-excision repair; nucleotide-excision repair. NCBI's taxonomy places the organism in Eukaryota, Metazoa, Chordata, Aves, Passeriformes, Passeridae.
GGUGCGCGGGUGCUCCCCGGCCCCCAUGAAGCUGCGGGACGCCCCUUCCGUCUGCCCGUCCCUGUGGCGCUGGUUGCCGUGCCCGCCGGCCGAGCUGCGCCUGGACCUGGUGCUCUCCUCGGGACAGAGCUUCCGGUGGUGGGAGAGCAGCCCGGGGGCGUGGACGGGUGUGCUAGGGGGCCGCGUCUGGACACUACGGCAGGACGGGGAUCGGCUCUGGUACACGGUGUACGGCGAGGAGGAGGAGGAGGGGGAUGAGUGCCCGGCUAAAGCAGCGAAGCUGAACGCGGCAGAGACGGACCGGAUCCUGCGUGACUACUUCCAGCUGGACGUGGGGCUGUCGGCCCUGUACCAUGCCUGGGGGGCGGCCGACCCCCUGUUCCGCAAGGUGGCCAAUGACUUCCCAGGGGUGCGAGUGCUGCGGCAGGACCCCGUCGAGUGCCUCUUCUCCUUCAUCUGCACCUCCAACAACCACAUUUCCCGCAUCACUGCCAUGAUCGAGCGCCUCUGCCAGGCCUUCGGCCGCCACCUCUGCUGCCUCGAUUCCCGGCCCUUCCAUGCCUUCCCAUCCCUCUCGGCGCUCACAGGUGCUGAUGCCGAGGCCCGGCUGCGGGCGCUGGGCUUUGGGUACCGGGCCAAGUUUGUCAGUGGGAGUGCACGGGCCAUCGCUGAGGGGCUCGGCCCCGAGGGGCUGUGCCAGCUCCGCACCGCGCCCUAUGCCGAGGCCAGGAGGGUGCUGUGUGCCCUGCCUGGCGUAGGUGCCAAGGUGGCCGACUGUGUCUGCCUGUUGUCCCUGGACAAGGCGGAGGCGGUGCCUGUGGACACCCACGUCUGGCACAUCGCACAGCAGCGCUAUGGCGUGGCGCUGGGCGGCAAGAGCCUCACCCCCCGGGCCUACCAGGAGAUCGGUGUUCACCCUCUUUCCGCAGGCGACUUCUUCCGGGGGCUGUGGGGCCCUCGUGCCGGCUGGGCACAGGCAGUCCUGUUCUGUGCCGACCUCCGCAAGGGCCAGAAGCCAGCCGGCAGCCAGCAUCAGGCCUGAGAGAGCCGAGGCUGGGACAGCUUUGGGGGUGGGCUCCUCUAGGGACACCCCAGGAGGAACAGAGACUUGAGUGGGACACUG